GAUAUAUGAACAUUGCAUUAUUAACUUCAGUGGAAUCUGUAUAUGUAUUCAGUAUUCUAUAAUACUCUAUGUAAUAAAUAGUAAACUAGUUUUACCACAGAAUUGGAAAGAUAAGAUAUUAUCUAUUCUGUGGUUUUACGAUUGUGUGUAGUUUGAUUAAUUUAAUUGUUAAAUGUAAUUUGAGCAGUAUUAUAAUCCCGCCCAAUUCUUAAAAAUUUAAAUAGAUUUCAUAUUUCUUAUAAACUUAUUUUUAAAAUUACUUAGUGUAUUAACUCGUGUUGACACAUAUUUAUAUUAAUAGCAUCUGAUUUAUUACUAUUUAAUAUUAGGAUAGAUGAAGAUGCGACAAAAAUGUUUGGUUAAAAUAAAAUUAUUUGUUAACAAUUUUCACUCGUCGAGUAACAGUUGUAAAGCAAAGAUAAUUGAUGGAAAAAUUAUAGCCAAUACAAUAUUAAAAGAAUUAAAACUUGAAACAACAGAAUGGAUUGCUAAAGGUCACCGAGCACCUUGUUUAGUAGCAGUUUUAGUAGGCGAGGAUGCAGCUAGUAAAAUUUAUGUCAACAACAAAAUUAAAGCUGCGAAAGUUGUUGGUAUCAACACUGAAACUAUUGUCUUUAAAACAUCAACCAGCCAAAGUGAUCUUCUUGAAUGUAUUAAAUGUUUAAAUCACAAUGAAAAAGUUGAUGGAAUUUUAGUUCAAUUACCACUUCCAGACCAUAUUACUGAAAGAACAGUGUGCAACGCUGUUUCACCUCAUAAGGAUGUCGAUGGUUUUAACAUAGUGAACAUUGGUCGUUUUUGUUUAGAUAUGCAAUGUUUAGGUCCAUGUACGCCUUUAGGUGUUCAUGAAUUAAUCCGCCGAACAGGAAUUCCUACUUUUGGUAAAAAUGCAGUAGUAUGUGGGAGAUCUAAGAAUGUUGGUAUGCCAAUUGCUAUGUUACUUCAUGCAGACAAUGUAGGAGAAACAUCAGCUAUGGAUGCUACAACAACUAUUUGCCAUAGGCAUACACCGCCCGAUCAAUUGGCUGUAUUUACAAAAAAUGCUGAUAUAAUUGUUUCUGCCGCUGGUGUUCCUAAUUUAAUUCGUGCUGAUAUGAUCAAACCAGGAGCUGCUAUAAUAGAUGUUGGAAUAACAAGAAUGUUUGAUGAACAAACUUCUAAAUCUUAUUUAGUAGGUGAUGUAGAUUUUAAUAGUGUCAGAAAAGUAGCUGGCUAUAUAACUCCAGUACCAGGAGGUGUUGGUCCAAUGACGGUUGCAAUGUUAAUGCGUAAUACAGUAGCAGCAGCUAAGAAAACUGUGAUCUAUAAUAUACUUGAUCCUGAAGCAGUCAUUUACAAGCAAGCAUCUCAAAUAAAACCAUGAAAACAUUAGUUUUAUUGAGAUAGAUGAUAAGAAUCCUUCAUUAUUAUUAUUUGAUGUACUAACAUCAAAACUAUUUUCUAUUUGUUAUUUUUAACAAUUCUAUGUGUUUUUUAUAUGUCUGUCUAAUUGUUUUAAUUUUUUACAAUUUAAG
This is a messenger RNA of Daktulosphaira vitifoliae (grape phylloxera), 1514 nucleotides long. It is a transcript of the gene Nmdmc, whose product is annotated as bifunctional methylenetetrahydrofolate dehydrogenase/cyclohydrolase, mitochondrial. Lineage: Eukaryota; Metazoa; Arthropoda; Insecta; Hemiptera; Phylloxeridae. The record is from RefSeq and is a predicted model, not a curated record. Gene Ontology annotation, cellular component: mitochondrion. Gene Ontology annotation, molecular function: methenyltetrahydrofolate cyclohydrolase activity; methylenetetrahydrofolate dehydrogenase (NAD+) activity; methylenetetrahydrofolate dehydrogenase (NADP+) activity. Gene Ontology annotation, biological process: tetrahydrofolate interconversion. Bases 335 to 1363 code for a protein of 342 amino acids. The transcript is spliced from 7 exons.